This is a messenger RNA of Echinostoma caproni, 282 nucleotides long. The record is from the annotation of a GenBank genome assembly. NCBI's taxonomy places the organism in Eukaryota, Metazoa, Platyhelminthes, Trematoda, Plagiorchiida, Echinostomatidae.
AUGCGGAACUGGCUGCGAGACUUCCUCAUCGAUCGGAAAUUCUGCGUCCGUGUUGGCAAAUCGCUCUCUGCGUCGUAUUCCACUCCCAGUGAGGUACCCCAAUGCUCGGUUCUUGGUCCAUUGCUCUUUGUGGUAUAUGUGAACUACCUGUCCGGUCAACUGUGCAGCCCAUCCCUGAUGUAUGCGGAUGACAUCAAAAUCUGGCGUACAAACGGGGAUCCGAAUGUUCGAAGUUUUCUUCAAGCGGAUUUGAACAACCUGGCUCAGUCGGCGGAUACCUAG